Molecule: messenger RNA, 621 nt
Organism: Tupaia belangeri chinensis (Chinese tree shrew)
Lineage: Eukaryota; Metazoa; Chordata; Mammalia; Scandentia; Tupaiidae
Exons: 2
Biological process (GO): L-valine biosynthetic process
Cellular component (GO): acetolactate synthase complex
Molecular function (GO): acetolactate synthase activity; flavin adenine dinucleotide binding
Source: RefSeq, a predicted model, not a curated record
GACUUUGCGGUCUUGGGUGGGAGAAGAGAUGAUGUGGCUGGCCAGGGUUUGACACCUGCCCUGUGUUCCCACAUCUGUUUCUCUGGCCUUGCCCUCCCUCUGGACCGGGCCGGCCUUACCCGGUUCUGGCUGUGCUUCACCCAUUUCCCCGUUGGUGCUCCCCUAACCACCCUUCUCCAGUGCUGCUACUGGUUUCCUGAGGUCUUCAAGGCCUGUGGGGCUGGGCGGGCCGAAGGAAGCCACCUCCCUGCGACUGUGCCCUCUUCUUCCCUAGGAGAUGUGGCCUCCUUCGUGCUGAAGCUGGUGGAAGGCCUUCGGGGCCAGACCUGGGCCCCAGACUGGGUGGAGGAGCUGCGGGAAGCCGACCGGCAGAAGGAGCAGACCUUUCGGGAGAAGGCAAUGAAGCCCGUGGCCCAGCACCUGAACCCGGUACGGGUGCUGCAGCUGGUGGAGGAAACUCUGCCUGACAACUCCAUCCUGGUGGUGGACGGCGGGGACUUCGUGGGCACCGCUGCCCACCUGGUGCAGCCCCGUGGGCCUCUGCGCUGGCUUGAUCCUGGUAAGGAAGGGCUCAAGCCUGGGGUGGCUGGUACUGUCCGGACCCCCUUCAUAAUAAUGCUU